AGCCCAGGAAGGCCGCUUCCGCCUAGUGCCCACUUCCAAGAUGGCGGCGGGGCGGGGCCGGGGCGGGGCCAGGGCGGGGCUGACAGAGCCGGCGAGCGGGAUGCUGCGGGCGGCGCUGGGCGGCGCGCCGAGGCUGUUGAGCCGCGUGCAGCCCCGGGGGCCCUGCCUGAGGCGGCUGUGGGGCCGCGGGGCCCGUCCAGAGGUCGUGGGGAGGCGGCGCGCCUGGGCCUGGGGCUGGCGGCGCUCAAGCUCCGAGCCGGGGCCGGGGCCCGCGGCGGCUCUGGGGCGCGUGGAGGCUGCGCACUACCAGCUCGUCUACACCUGCAAGGUCUGCGGGACUAGGUCCUCCAAGCGCAUCUCCAAGCUGGCCUAUCACCAAGGCGUGGUCAUUGUGACCUGCCCCGGCUGCCAGAACCACCACAUCAUCGCGGACAACCUGGGUUGGUUCUCGGACCUGAAUGGGAAGAGAAAUAUCGAAGAGAUCCUGGCGGCCAGAGGCGAGCAGGUGCACCAUGUGGUGGGCGAGGGGGCCCUGGAGUUCAUUCUAGAGGCUGCAGGGACCCCCACAUCCACUGCUGCUCCAGAAGCAGGUGAGGAUGAGGGUCCCCCCGGCCGUGGCAAGACAGAGCCAAGCUGACCCCUGCGCUCCCCAGCACCGUGGAGCUUCUGCCUUCCAGAAGGAUGUUUUGGCCCUGGGCCUCUCUGGACAUGGCCUGUUUUCUAUCAAUAAACAGACAUUACUUCCGGA
Molecule: messenger RNA, 748 nt
Organism: Cercocebus atys (sooty mangabey)
Lineage: Eukaryota; Metazoa; Chordata; Mammalia; Primates; Cercopithecidae
Gene: DNLZ
Product: DNL-type zinc finger
Exons: 3
Coding region: 41-637 (198 amino acids)
Biological process (GO): protein folding; protein import into mitochondrial matrix; protein stabilization
Cellular component (GO): mitochondrion
Molecular function (GO): zinc ion binding; protein-folding chaperone binding
Source: RefSeq, a predicted model, not a curated record